UCCUUUUGAAAUAGUAACCCAUCAUAUAUGUGGUGCAAAAUAUCCUACACUUAAUUUAGUUCACCUAUAUAUAGAAAUACUUAAAAAAAAGUUUCAACCAUGGUUUGAAAAAGGUGAAAUGUUUGAUUCUUAUUUAACCUUAAUUUAUGGUGAGUUAGAAGAUUUAUCUAAUCAAACCAAUAUAGAAAAAUUAUCUGAUACUGAUGAUUUAAGUUCUGCUAGUAAAGAUAAAAAUAUAUUAUCAGCAGAUAAACGUCGAUAUUGGCAAUUUACUUACUAUCAAUUUAAACGAAAUAUAUACAAAAAGUAUAGUAAAAGCUGA
Messenger RNA from Racocetra fulgida, 322 nucleotides. The record is from the annotation of a GenBank genome assembly. Lineage: Eukaryota; Fungi; Glomeromycota; Glomeromycetes; Diversisporales; Gigasporaceae.